This is a messenger RNA of Chelmon rostratus (copperband butterflyfish), 2158 nucleotides long. RefSeq lists its product as uncharacterized. Gene Ontology annotation, cellular component: endomembrane system. Gene Ontology annotation, molecular function: zinc ion binding; ubiquitin protein ligase activity. The record is from RefSeq and is a predicted model, not a curated record. The coding region runs from base 924 to 1391 and encodes 155 amino acids. NCBI's taxonomy places the organism in Eukaryota, Metazoa, Chordata, Actinopteri, Chaetodontiformes, Chaetodontidae. The transcript has 8 exons.
CCCAAGGCAGAGCAGAGCAGAGCAGGAGCAAGGAGGAGGAAGGGAACGGCGAACUGCAGGCUCUGUCUGAGCACCAUAAAGGAUUGGAAGAGGAAGAGGGGAAGCCUGCCAUGACAAAGCCAGUCGGAGGAGCAGAUGGUUAGAGGGAGAGUAGGAUCCCCCCCCUACGCACACACACACACACACACAUGCACUGACUGACGCAAACACACACUCACCAGCAAAAACACCAAGCCCAGCUCGAGGACUGUUGUUGACUGCAUGGAGCUGUCCUCACUUUGUCUGGGCUUUAGAGGGAAGCACAUCUCUGCCUGCUGUUCUGAGGAGGAAUACCCACUGCAGGAUCAGAGGACUGGAGGAGGAGACAAAAGAGGAGAGGAGAGGGGGAUGAGACUUGUGAAAAUCCUCUGUUAAAAAAAGCAGCUUUGGGAGGAAGACAAAGCCCGGACUAAUGCCAGAUAAUUACCUUCAUUGGACGAGGACUGUCAUUUCGAACGGUGGCUGUCAUUGAAUUUAGCGAGGGGGACGACACGGCAGACGCAAAGUGAAGUCGAACAGGCCCUUUUCUUGCUGGAGAUGAGCACUUGAGGUCUUCGGUCCCAGUCCAAACCCCGCUCCCAAAUCUCCCAAUCUUUACACGGGGUGGUUAAUCCAGAUUUGGGAAUGCUGGGCAGCGCAGACUGCUGAGCCAACGAAACCGCACCUCCCGAGGAUUUGUGGAAUCUGAGCAAAUCUGAAAAUCUUGAUGGUUGUUUUUGGAGGAGCCGACACAACCCAACAGGAGAGCGAUCCAGCUCGGGGCGCCUGAAUCCAGACUCCAAGCAGACCCAGCGUCCGGAGCUCAGGCCCAGGAGCCCGGCCCCUCUCCAGCCUUCUCCUGACAGGGCCCGAAUAUACUGCUGCUGCCCUGGGAGUCAAAUUUCAUGCAACCAUUCCAAUGGUGUAACGGAUGCCUGUGUGGUCUGGGUUCUCAGCGCACUGAACACUACUGCAGCAUGACGUCUGACAUCUAUCACCUCCCGCUCAACGUGUAUGUCAUUGUGCUGGGCAUUGGCCUUUUUGUCUUCAUGCUCAGCCUCAUCUUCUGCUGCUACCUUUUCAGGUUGAAGCAACAAGGAACAAGGGAGCAGUUCAGCUACAAUGAGGUGGUGCUGAAGGGAGCGAGCAAGAAACUGAGCCUCCUAGGACAAACCUGUGCGGUGUGUCUGGAAGAGUUCAGGACCAGAGAUGAACUGGGGGUGUGCCCAUGCUCACAUGCAUUUCACAAGAAGUGCCUGCUUAAGUGGCUGGAGAUCCGCAGCGUGUGCCCCAUGUGUAACAAGCCCAUCCUCCGGCUCCACACGGACGCUCCCCAGGGUGCCGAGGGUCCGAUGGACCCGGAGGAGGUGUGAGUGAGCGGGGAAAGAGGAACCCGGACAGAGAAAACACACACAUUAAAUACACUAGGGAUGAUGGACAGCGGUCAUCUUUAAGACAUCUCACAGGAAAUGUUGAUAAUGAUCCCAAGCGGCCGCCCUGCUGCUGACCUUUGAGCAAUAUGCCUCAGUGGGAAUUGGAUACUGACAGCAGCAAAACGAUUUGGUCAGGUCAGUCAGGGAUCAGUCAGUUGGAUGAAUAGGACCUUUUCAUAAAAAUGCUCCUAGUUCUACUUCCAUAUUGCACUGUUCACCAAAAGAAAAAAAAAAAAAGGCCAGGAAAAGGAGCCACAUUAGAGAGCAGGAUAUCAUUGCCACCGUCACUGGAUGACUAGUGCAGCACUGCCAGAGACCAACAACACUUCAGGCAUUGAGCAGGACAUCAGAGUACAGGAUCAGUAUGGAUACCUCUAAUAUCUCAGGGGUGUUACCAAUACAGCCAGCACAAACCAUGUCAAUCACCCUAUAACCCUGUGCCACACAUGCAUCUUCAAUACUGCCAACGUAGGUGAAAGGCUCCAGCAGUCAGAGGCAGCCACAACCUCCGGCUGAAACCAAGACCAGCGGGAUUACAACCAUGACGAUUUAAGUAGACAAUGUUGUUACCGAUUGUGUCCCAGGCCCUUUCCUUUUAAAAAGAGACUGAUAGAAAACUAGUCUUGCCUGUAUGUAUUGUAUGUAAACAUGUCCCUAUAUAUUGUUAUUUUGUAUUUGUUGCUUUUAAAUAAAAGUCACGUAAUGUA